Desarmillaria tabescens is the source of this 798-nucleotide messenger RNA. RefSeq lists its product as uncharacterized. The record is from RefSeq and is a predicted model, not a curated record. Bases 1 to 798 code for a protein of 265 amino acids. The transcript is spliced from 9 exons. Lineage: Eukaryota; Fungi; Basidiomycota; Agaricomycetes; Agaricales; Physalacriaceae.
AUGGCAUUGAUCCGAGUCGCUGUAAUCCACGAUGCGGUUUCAUGGAGAAACAGUCGUACAUGCAUCGUCACCUCUCCUUCAAUAACACUGCUCAAAGAUGUUGAUGUUGAUGGACUGAUUGACGCUCUCCUGAUCUACAACCUCGGGCAAUAUUCUCACCACGGAUAUGAAGCGGAAGUUGCAAAACGGCAAUCUGCAAUCCCUGACUACCCGGGGUCACGGAACAAGUACCCAGGCCUUUGGAGUCCGUUCAGAACAUGGGAUAGAGAAGGAUGGAGACGCUAUAUGAUCCGCGCAUAUGACCACCGUCGCGCACAUGGAUUUCUCGACCGUUAUUACGAGCUCACAAAUACCGUCAGAAGGAUCCCAGAAAUCGCCACUAACCAGAAAUUCGUCAAUAGCAGGAACAGGUUCCACGCCAGUCUCGUCAGAAGAGAAUCCAAGUUACGGAUACAGCACACCAUGUGCAAAGUCACCUUCGAGACGAUGUCUAGGACACCAUUUACAGGUAAAUUCAGCUCCAGAAAUUCGCAGGCAGGCAAAGCCCACUGUUCCCCGCCGAGCGUAGAGCAAAGGCUUUGGUACUACCUCGAUUGCUACGGCACAGUAGUGACGCAACUGCCACUCAUGAAGGCUAUGUUCCAGGAGAAAAAAUCGUACCCUGAUUUACGACUACGUCCGAACGUGGAUUAUAUCACUAUCUUGGAGAAUAGUGGAGGAUAUCAAAAUAUCGACCUUGGGCUAGAGGGGAAGCACCGGGGCUUCGGAACCGUUUCCCGCAUCGGAGCAAGCCAGUGA